Molecule: messenger RNA, 405 nt
Organism: Staurois parvus
Lineage: Eukaryota; Metazoa; Chordata; Amphibia; Anura; Ranidae
Source: the annotation of a GenBank genome assembly
GUCCCCUCAGUAACAAUUCUGUGUCUGUCCCUAAGUAACAAUUCUGUGGCCCUAAGUAACGUUUCUGUGGCCCUAAGUAACGGUUCUGUGGCCCUCAGUAACAAUUCUGUGUCCCUCAGUAACAAUUCUGUGUCUGUGGCCCUAAGUAACGAUUCUGUGUCCCUGAGUAACGAUUCUGUGUCCCUGAGUAACAAUUCUGUGUCCCUGAGUAACGAUUCUGUGUCCCUGAGUAACGAUUCUGUGUCCCUGAGUAACGAUUCUGUGUCCCUGAGUAACGAUUCUGUGUCCCUGGGUAACGAUUCUGUGUCCCUGAGUAACGAUUCUGUGUCCCUGAGUAACAAUUCUGUGUCCCUGAGUAACGAUUCUGUGUCCCUGAGUAACGAUUCUGUGUCCCCGAGUAACGAU